Rhizoctonia solani is the source of this 1362-nucleotide messenger RNA. RefSeq names its product oxysterol binding protein. Gene Ontology annotation, cellular component: cytosol; intracellular membrane-bounded organelle; membrane. The transcript is spliced from 11 exons. The coding region runs from base 1 to 1362 and encodes 453 amino acids. The record is from RefSeq and is a predicted model, not a curated record. Lineage: Eukaryota; Fungi; Basidiomycota; Agaricomycetes; Cantharellales; Ceratobasidiaceae. Gene Ontology annotation, molecular function: sterol binding.
AUGAUGGGCCUUCUUAGCGGGUUGCAGGGCGGUGCCAAUAACGUCCGCAAACGGGUCGGCGGCGGCAGUGGCGACCAAGACCGGGCUCCCGAAGGCAGCAAUCCCGAUGAUACAUCCAUCCUCGACGAGAACGAGGGUUCCAUAGUCAUGUCAAUUAUAUCGCAACUUCGAAUUGGAAUGGACCUACAGCGUGUUGCGUUUCCGACCUUUGUGCUCGAACCACGAAGCAUGCUUGAGCGUAUAACAGAUUUUAUGAGCCAUCCAGAUCUCAUUUUCGGGCAACCCGAAGAGCGCUUCAUUCGAGUUCUACGAUACUACCUCUCUGGGUGGCAUAUCAAACCAAAGGGUGUCAAGAAGCCAUAUAAUCCUGUAUUGGGUGAAUUCUUCCGCUGCCGCUACGACUAUCCCAAUGGCACCCAGGCGUUCUAUAUUGCCGAGCAAGUAUCCCACCAUCCGCCUAUCUCUGCGUAUUUCUACAUUUCUCCGGCCAACAAGGUUCGGAUCGUUGGUGAACUUCGGCCAAAAUCCAAGUUCCUUGGAAACAGUGUUAUGACGGUCAUGGAAGGAGAGAACCGAGUGCUGCUGAUGGGAAAGCCUGAGGAUGGUGAAUAUGUUAUCUCCAUGCCUAACAUGUAUGCAAGGGGUAUAUUAUUCGGGAAGAUGGUACUGGAGCUGGGCGACAUGUGUGCUGUGAAAUGCGAAAAGACGGGGAUGGUCUGUGACGUGGAAUUCAAGACCAAGGGCUUCUUUUCGGGGGGUUACAAUGGUGUAUCAGGACGUGUGAAGCAAGGUAACACAGAUAUUGCCGAAGUAUCUGGAUUAUGGAGCUCGUCUAUGGAAUACAAAUCGCUCAAGACCAACGACAAACGGGUGUUGUUUGAUGCUGCCAAGGAAAACAUUGUCGAGAAAUUCGUGUAUCCAGAGGAGGAGCAGGAACCGAAUGAGUCUCAAAGACUAUGGACAAAGCUUACAGACGCAAUCCACCAUAAAGAUAUGGAGGCUGCUACUGAUGCCAAAUCGGCGGUUGAGAAUGCGCAGCGCGAGGCGGCUCGUAAGCGGGAAGAAACAGGCACCAAACAUGUCCCCAGGUUCUUUGAACAGAACAAGGCCGGACAGUGGGUGCCCAAGAUUCUCGGUGGGAACGGCAUUCCAUCCAACCCGGAUGCAGCGGUGAAAUUCGUUGAAGAGUGGAUAUGGCCAAAGCAAACUGCAGCCCAGCCUUCCUCACCCAGCAAAGCUGCUAAUAAAGCUCCAGCUCCGGCCCCAGCACCGACUUCCUCUGCUCCAGCCCCGACCCCAGCGCCAGCUCCGGCGCCGACUUCAGCCGGAAGUCCAGGAGCGAUCAGUGCAACGUCUAGUUAA